This is a messenger RNA of Brachypodium distachyon (stiff brome), 1139 nucleotides long. RefSeq lists its product as uncharacterized. The transcript is spliced from 2 exons. Lineage: Eukaryota; Viridiplantae; Streptophyta; Magnoliopsida; Poales; Poaceae. The record is from RefSeq and is a predicted model, not a curated record. The coding region runs from base 195 to 953 and encodes 252 amino acids.
GCUCCGCACGCAAGCGGUGUCGGCCGCCGCCACGCAUCAGAGCACCACUCUGGAGCCGCCAGGACCACAUCUACUCGUCACUCUCGACGACGCGGAUCGAGGUGACGAGCAAGAGAUGCCGGCGGCAUAGCCGCCUAGACCCUUUGGUGCCGCCAUCUUGUGGCGGCCACGAGGAAUGGAGAGGUUGGCCGAACAUGACGUUGAAGCUCAUCGACGACAUCGCCGGCCGGCUGCUCCGCUACGACAUGGCCGAGUACGUCCGCCUCCGCGCCGCGUGCAAGGAGUGGAGGAGAUGCACCGCUGACCCGCGCGAGUGCUGCGGCCAGCUGGACAACAGCUUCCGCCCCCGCCGAUGGAUCAUGCUGUCCAACCGCACCAACGGCGAUGGCCGUGGCUUCCUCAACCUCACCACGGGCGCCUCCGCCGGCGUCGACCUCCCGGAGCUCUCCAGCCACCACCUCGAGGCCACCGUCGAGGGCCUCCUGCUCCUGCGUGACAAGGCGAGCCACGCCGUGCACAUCCAGGUGAUCAGAGUGGAGGACAGGGCAAUGGCGUUCCGGUGGCAACUAAUCCAGGUGUGCGAGGUAAACCUGGACGGGAAGAAUCUCCUCCCGGUGGAUUACAUCGGACACCACCGUGCGGUGUUCGCCGGCGAGGUGGCAUGCUUCUCUCUCUCCACCACCGGUUUUUCAUGCAUUUCAGGGAACGCGGUGUACCCGGGGGUGUCCGGCUACCGCUUCCCUUCCAUCGGCGUGCGCUAUCUAAUGAACAAGACUAUAGAUCCACCGUUUGAGUUCACCAUGGAUGACGAAAGGCUAAACGUUGCUGGCAGAGAGCUUAAAACGUUCCGGCAAUCCUUUCCAGACCUGAAUCUAGUGCCUCUCGCUCGGCCCUGUACUCUACCAGAAUACCUGGUCUGUUGUGCUGGCCUCAAUGGCGGCCUCAAGGACUAAUCAAUCUUGAAUCCAAUCAAAGGUUGUAUGUUUCGGCUGCAUUUCUAGCACUGGCUUCUCUUAUAAGGUGUCCUCACCUAGCUUCCUGAAGAAGCCGCAUCACAUAUUAGGUAGACUUUCAAAUUAGUUUAGGAAGUUAGGGGAGAACAACUUCUUAGAGAAGCCGGUCCAGUAAACCGAAAUGAA